AUGGUCAAGCUCACCUCAGCACUCAGUUUCCUCCUCGCCCUCAGCGUCGUCAAUGCAUCUCCCAUCGAAGAUGCCAUCCCCAACCGCGUAGCCCUCGCAAAACGCGCCACCUGCACCCCCGACAGCCUCGGCGACACCCAGCAAGAUGACACACCAGCCAUCAUCGCCGCCAUCAAAUCCUGCGGCAACGGCGGCACCAUCGUCAUCCCCGCCGGAAAGACCUACAGUCUCCGCACCAUGCUCGACUUCACCGGCUGCGUCAACUGCGAUUUCCAGCUCGAGGGGACGCUCAAGUCUUCCACUGAUACUACCUACUGGUCCACCCAACCAGCCAUCAUCUAUUUCAACAAGAUCACCGGCGUCAAAUUCCGAUCCCUAACCGGCAGCGGCGUAAUCGACGGAAACGGUCAAGCAGCCUACGACCGCUGGGCCACCGGCAGCUUUGCACGCCCAACCGUAAUCUACGUCGUCGGCGGCUCAACCCUCUCCUUCACCGGUUUCGCCAUCCACAACGCCCCCAACGCCUUCAUCGGGCAAAAAGGCGGCGUGAAGGAUGUCACAUAUGCCACUCUAACCAUGACAUCCGCCUCCAAAUCCACCAACCUCCCCAAAAACACCGACGGCUUCGACAUCGGCGAGAGCACAAACACUCUUAUCAAAGAUGUCUUCGUCAGCAACCAAGAUGACUGCAUCGCGUUUAAGAGCGGGUGUAACUACGUUACCGUCGACGGCAUAACCUGUUCAGGCACCAACCACGGUCUUGCCGUCGGAUCGCUGGGGAAAGACAACGCCGACUUCGUGAAGAACAUCUACGUCACCCGCGCUACGAUGAUCAACUGCGGCAAAGCAGCAGGCAUCAAAGUCUACCCCGGCGGCUCCGACCACGGCACCUCAACCGUCUCCAACGUCACCUGGGACGGCGUCGACGUCCAAGGCUGCGAUUACGGGGCACAAAUCCAAAGCUGCUACGGCUCCGACGCUGCGAAUUGCGCGGUAAACCCGAGUUUGGCGAGUUUGUCUGGGAUUUACUUUAAGAAUUUCAAGGGGACGACGAAUUCGAAACAGGCGCCUGCGGUGGCGAAUUUGAAUUGCUCGCCGCCUAUGCUGUGUGAUUUGCAUUUUACGAAUUGGGCUGUGAAGAACCCAAGUGGUGCGACGGUGAAUUAUUGUGCUAAUAUUGAUGGGAGCCCUGGUAUCACUUGCACGUCGGGGGCCUCGGGGUGAGUGUGUGUUUUGUGGUGUGGUAUAAAUUAAACAAUUUGUUGUUGUUUGUAUGAGGG
Messenger RNA from Pseudogymnoascus verrucosus, 1280 nucleotides. RefSeq lists its product as uncharacterized. NCBI's taxonomy places the organism in Eukaryota, Fungi, Ascomycota, Leotiomycetes, Thelebolales, Thelebolaceae. The coding region runs from base 1 to 1224 and encodes 407 amino acids. Gene Ontology annotation, molecular function: polygalacturonase activity. The record is from RefSeq and is a predicted model, not a curated record. Gene Ontology annotation, biological process: carbohydrate metabolic process. The transcript has a single exon.